Molecule: messenger RNA, 309 nt
Organism: Parnassius apollo (apollo)
Lineage: Eukaryota; Metazoa; Arthropoda; Insecta; Lepidoptera; Papilionidae
Source: the annotation of a GenBank genome assembly
AUGGAAGAAACACAGAAAGGACACGCGCACAGGGCCGUGCGGGGUCGCCGGGGCGCGUCUGGAGCUGGCGCUGGACGCGGCAGCAUGCGGGCCCCCAGCCGAGCGCGAGGAGCUGCACGAUCACCUAGCAGCCCCUCGCAUCCAUCAUCCCCACCAGAAGGCUUGGUGUCGGCUGGGUCUUCUCGGACUCAGCAAGCGGCACCCGCCGCUGGUGGAGCACGUCGCAUGCGUUGGACAAAAUCUAUGAACGAAAACGCAUUGCGGGCGUACUAUAGGGCGAAAGGAGAAGAAACUGUGGGAAUAGCGUAG